CAUGUACUGGCUCAAGCGGCCCCACCAGUGCGACGCGGGCGCGGGCGGGCGGCGCGGGGGCGCCGGGGCCCCCCGCGAGUGGAACGUCGCCUACGCGCUGGGCGGCGCGGCCGGCGACGACGACGACGACGAGGACGCCGGCGGCGGCCCCGGGUCCCGCGCGGCCGCCGAGGACACGCGGGACUCGGAGCUGUCGGAGCUGUCGGACACCGAUCCCCUCUCGGAGCCCGACCCGGCCGCGCGUGACGCCGCCAGCCCCCUCCGGGACGGGGCGCCGGCGGCGCGGGCCACCCCGGGGCCAGGGGCUCGCGGGGGCCGCUGCCAGGAGUGGAGGCCGGUACCCGGCCCUCCUCUGGGACAGGGCGCGGACGCCCCCGCGCAGCGGGAAGUGGAGGAGGAGAGGGUCCCCUCCAAGCUCCGCGUGGACGGGGAGCCCAAGACCGGCGUUAGGCGCAGGCGGAAGGGCGCCGGAAGGCACUGGGUUCCCGAGGCCCGGGCCAGCGUCCUGAGAGGCAUUCAGGACCCUUGGCCAGUCCCUCCAGUCCGAGUGGCCCCUGCAGAUGGAGUGAGAGGAGCCCCUUCCGGCCGGGCCGCCAAGACCCCCGAGAGCAGACCGCUGGGGGAGACUCGCGCGGGCUACUGUCCGUCUGAGGACAGUGACAUCAACAUUACCAGCGAGGAAGAGGACCGCAAGGAGCAGCCUCUCCCCGGCCCCAGAGAGAAGGAAAACGGUAGCCGUGCCCCCUGGGCUCCCCUGGAGAGCCGGACUGCGCCACCAGGGGGCCUUUGCUGCUACAUCUGCGGGGCAGCCCUGUCCCCAGCCUCGCAACACCAGAUCCACGUGCAGAAGCAGGAGAAGCUGGCGCAGGCCCCCUUCUUCCCGUUCCUGUGGCUGCACAGCCCGCCCCCCGGGGCGCAGCCCGUCAGCGAGGGCGGCAGCACCCUGGUGUGCCCAUGCUGCUUCUCCUCCCUCAUGCAGCAGUGGCAGAGCUUCGAGCUGGCCAGCGUGCCCGUCCUGCAGCGGCUGUACGUGGUGCCCCUGAACAGCCACGCCCCCGGCAUGGCCUCCAAGGGCCGGCGCCUGCCCCGGGAAGAGGGCCUGCCCGCUGGGGCCCUGCCAGAGGCCUGCUACCUCUGUGGGGAGGACUGUACCCAGGACUCCCGGACCGUGGUCUCCAGGAUCCUCAAUGGCAAUGCCCGGGGCUCCAUGCACUUCCCCUUUCUCAGCCUCCUGCCCUGCCCCCCCAAUGCCCGGGGCCCCAACAAGCGCUGUGAGGUUCGCAGCUGCCCCAAGUGCUUCAGCGUCCUGGAGGACGUCUGGGCCCUGUACCGGGCCUGCCAGAACGAGGAGCUCAUCACCUCUGUGCAGGGCUUCCUGGGCAGGUACCACCAGGCCUUCUCUGCCUCUGACCACGCCCUCACCGAGCCGCCCGCGUCCGCCCAGGGCAGCCCGGCAUCCGUCUGCUAUACCUGCGGGGCUGAGCUGGGCCCCGGGAAGGAGUUCCAGCUCAAUGUGAACCCCUCCGGCCGCUCUGGCGAGAAGGAGCCCUUCUUUCCCUUCCUCACAGUCUACCCGCCUGCCCCGCGUGCCAGGCCUGCCGAUGCCACCGGCCUGGUGGCCACCUGCGUGCUCUGCUACCACGACCUGCUGGGCCAGUGGCUGCAGCACGAGGCCCGCAGCGUGCACCACGCCGUCAGCGCCUGGUCCCGGCAAUACCAAGUGGAGACGUUCGUGUGCUUCUUCUGCCAGCAGGAGAAGAAACGCUGUCUUGGGCUGAAGGCCGUGCGGGUGGCCCGGCUGCCCUUGUUUCUCUACACCUUGCGAGCGAGCCACAGCCUGCUAGUGGACGACGGGCGGCAGCUGAUCAUUGGUGCCUGCCUCGAGUGCGGGACCCUGGUGUGUGCUGGCCAUGGGCUCGCCCGCCAGGGACCCACGGGCUGGAGCUCCCCGGUGGCAGCUGUGAUGCAGGUCACCUCGUCAUCUCUUGAGGCAUCAACAGCCAUCCACCCUCCUGCCCGAGAGUCAGAGCCCCGGCUGGGCACCCCCGCAGGGAGCCUGUCCGGAGGCCCCAGGACAGCCCAGGAGCUGGGCCCAGCCCGGUGUCGGCAGAGCAGCCUGGACGGGGCCGGACCGGACCUCACGGGCACAGGUGUCCUUGUAAGACUCAGAGGGAGCUCCAGGACACAGGCACGGAGGAGGCCGCGGGACCACCGAGGCAGAGGUGAGAGUGACAGGCAAGGGGCACCAGUGGCCUUGACCUAAAGCUGGAAGAAGCAAGAAGGAGCCCCACCCCCACCCCCGAGCCUCCGUGGGGAGCGUGGCCCUGCACGCACGUGGAUUCCAGCUCCAGUGAUGCUGGUUUCCAGCCUCUGGUCUCCAGACUGUGGGAGAACGAACUUGUGUUGUUUGAGUCUGGGGUGGUUUCCUGUGGCAGCCACAGGGAAGCAGGGGGUGUCCAGCGCUCCUUAGCAUAACGCAUAGAUAAGGCCAACAGCAGGAAGGGCUGGGCAGGCCACCCUCUUCCCAAAAGGCCAGCCUCCCCCGACUGCUCCAAGUCUGGUCUCUGUGGUGCUGGAAGCUGCCGGAUUGAGAGGGUUUCGGGGGUGCAUGGGACGUGCGGGCAGGCGAGGAAGGGGAGACGCUGCAGAAGAGCGGAGUCCACAGUCUGGCGCUCACCUCCUGCCAUGGGGAUCAUUGAACCUUAGCCAGGAGGCAGGGGUACAGGGGUGUCUCACUCAGCCCUGGGGUCACCCUGGGGCUCAGCAGGGCCCCCUCAAAACCCAGCCUAGGCCCCCAACCACAUUCCUUGGAGUUGUGGCCCAGAGGGAACAGAGCGGGUGCCAGGUCCGGGCUGCCGGGGGAAGGCUGCAGGCCCCAGGGCGGCGGCCAGCACUGUGUCCCCCAGGAGUGACCCAGAGCCGCAGGCAGCCUGGUGGUGGUUUCCCCCGUGUUCUGGCUGUUGCCGCCUGUCUGUGUAGUUGUGAACCCCAAGCUUCAAAGUGCAGACGUGCUAAUGUAGCCCCCUUCUCAGUGUUUUUUUUUCGGGAGGUUGCUUUUGAUAUGUGUGC
Manis javanica (Malayan pangolin) is the source of this 3069-nucleotide messenger RNA. Lineage: Eukaryota; Metazoa; Chordata; Mammalia; Pholidota; Manidae. The record is from RefSeq and is a predicted model, not a curated record.